Messenger RNA from Bombina bombina (fire-bellied toad), 566 nucleotides. RefSeq names its product small nuclear ribonucleoprotein Sm D3. Gene Ontology annotation, biological process: spliceosomal snRNP assembly; RNA processing. Gene Ontology annotation, molecular function: RNA binding. The transcript has a single exon. Bases 64 to 444 code for a protein of 126 amino acids. The record is from RefSeq and is a predicted model, not a curated record. Gene Ontology annotation, cellular component: U5 snRNP; catalytic step 2 spliceosome; U1 snRNP. Lineage: Eukaryota; Metazoa; Chordata; Amphibia; Anura; Bombinatoridae.
CAGAGUAGAACGCCAUUACAACGCGGAGCGGGAGUCACGCUAGUUUUAUUCUUGUCUGCCAAAAUGUCUAUUGGAGUGCCCAUCAAAGUCCUGCAUGAAGCAGAAGGACACGUAGUCACAUGCGAAACAAACACAGGAGAAGUGUACAGGGGCAAGUUAAUUGAAGCCGAGGAUAACAUGAAUUGUCAAAUGUCAAACAUUACAGUAACAUACAGGGAUGGCAGAGUGGCACAGCUGGAGCAGGUGUACAUCAGAGGCAGCAAAAUAAGAUUCCUCAUUCUUCCAGACAUGUUAAAGAAUGCCCCUAUGUUAAAGAGUAUGAAGAAUAAAAAUCAGGGUUCGGGUGCUGGCAGAGGGAAAGCUGCUAUCCUCAAAGCCCAAGUGGCAGCAAGAGGCAGAGGACGUGGAAUGGGACGUGGAAAUAUUUUCCAAAAACGGCGAUAACCAGGAUUUCUUUGCAUUUUUUUUUUAGUACUGUUCUUUGGCCUACUACUCUGGUGAAUUUCCUUAUGUAUAUAUUUUUUUUUUGUUUAAUAAAACUGUUCCUUACUGAUUUUUAAACGUUA